UAUGCCAAAAGGAGGAGAAAUAGCUGUGCUGACAUUAUUGACCCAGCAAGAAGAUUUCAAGAAAAAAACAUAUGUAUAGGUGUUUACAAAAUACUGAAAGGGCAUUGGGGAGUUGGAGAAUCCUGGAGUUCCACUUUAAUGCAAGUCCACUCUGCAGCUAUGGGAAUAUGUUACAUGCAGGGGCGGACUGACCAUUUGGAAACUCGGGCACUGCCUGAGGGCCGGGGGUCAGUAGGGGGCCCCAUGAGAUGCCCCUGGUACCUUUUUCAUAGGCUUUUUUGAGUUUGGGCAAGGACACGGGCCCCAUGAUCCCCUAUUGCCCGGGGGCCCCAU
Molecule: messenger RNA, 333 nt
Organism: Staurois parvus
Lineage: Eukaryota; Metazoa; Chordata; Amphibia; Anura; Ranidae
Source: the annotation of a GenBank genome assembly